Molecule: messenger RNA, 417 nt
Organism: Dictyostelium discoideum AX4
Lineage: Eukaryota; Evosea; Eumycetozoa; Dictyosteliales; Dictyosteliaceae
Gene: pmpA
Exons: 2
Coding region: 1-417 (138 amino acids)
Cellular component (GO): membrane
Source: RefSeq, a predicted model, not a curated record
AUGAGCCAAUCAACUGCAUAUAUUAUUUUAAAUAUUUUAGUUAUUUUAGCUGGUUGUUUUAUAACAGCAUGUGGUAUUUAUUUAUUCGUUAAUGGUUUAUUCCAUAGUAUUAUUGGAUUUGUACUUGGUAUUUAUUAUCUUUUGGCUGGUGUUUGUAUUGUACUCCUCGAAAUCGUCUUCCCACAAAAAUUAGUAAAUCUUUUUGGUUUUUAUACAUAUUGGUUUGGUAAAGGUGCUCUUAUUUCUUUAAUUGGUUUAUUAAUCCUUGGAAAUAGUGGAUUCUUUUUAGCAGCUGGUAUUAUUGUAAUUGCCGUUGGUAUUGUUUGUAUGAUUUUCCAUUUCCUUUUAGGUUGUCCACGUCCAUUAAUAAAUCGUAGUGUUGAAAGAAAACCAGAACCACAAGGUCAACAUGCUUAA